Cyprinus carpio (common carp) is the source of this 3088-nucleotide messenger RNA. RefSeq names its product hyaluronan binding protein 2 (gene habp2). The coding region runs from base 73 to 1719 and encodes 548 amino acids. Lineage: Eukaryota; Metazoa; Chordata; Actinopteri; Cypriniformes; Cyprinidae. Gene Ontology annotation, molecular function: calcium ion binding; serine-type endopeptidase activity. The record is from RefSeq and is a predicted model, not a curated record. Gene Ontology annotation, cellular component: membrane. Gene Ontology annotation, biological process: blood coagulation; proteolysis. The transcript is spliced from 13 exons.
CAGAGAAAUGAGUCCAGUCAUCCACAUACAUGUCAACAUAUUUACUGCCCACAAUAUAGGCAAGGGACUUUUAUGGUGUUUGAUUAUGCAUCUUUUACUCCUGAAAUCAUGUUACCAGUGAUUCUGCUUCUGAUGGGUCUUUCUGGGCUCACUUUGCCAGUCCAAGCUGCACCGGGUCUUUUGGAUGACAUUUUAACUUUAUUUGAUGAAAUAUAUGACUACACUGUUAAUGACACCACAGAGGAAAUAUCCUCAGCUGAAAUUAAUGAAAGCAUUGAUUGGAUUUUUUCCUUCUUUGAUGAACCAGAAGUGUGUGACCCAAACCCAUGCCAGAACAAUGGAGUAUGCGAGGUCCUAGAGAGUGGCGGCUUCAAAUGCAUCUGUAAAGAGCCUUACAUUGGCAAAAAGUGCCAGGAUGAGAGGAAUGUUUGUAAAAAAGUGAAUUGCGGUUAUGGUGACUGUGUCAGAAUUCAAGAAGCCCCAUUUUAUGAAUGCAAAUGCCGCCCCCCCUACAUGGCCCCUACGUGCAAGAAAGCCUCUGCUUGUGACCCGAGUCCAUGCCUGAAUGGAGGAAAGUGUGUUAAAGGCCGUACCAGAGCCAGUUUCACAUGCAAAUGUCCUGAAAAUUACAGUGGGAGGUUCUGCCAAGUUGGUCCAAAUGAUUGUUAUGAGGGAAAUGGGGAAUCAUACAUAGGUUUUGUCAGUCAGACAGUGGAAGAAAUUGAAUGUUUACCAUGGAACUACUAUCGUAUUCCCUUCAAGGAGUUUGAAGGGAAUGAAACCAUUGGAGCCCACAAUUACUGCAGGAAUCCGGAUGGAGACCGGGAGCCCUGGUGCUUUUUGAAUGACAAGGGGAAUCUCCGGUGGGACUACUGUAAUGCCAAGCCAUGCUCUGAACCAGAACCAGUAAAACCCUCCACAGCCCCUGCAAAACUGCACUUUUCUGACUGUGGAAAGACUCAGGCUAGUAUGAUAGCCCCAAGGAUAUUUGGUGGGAAGAAGUCUCUGCCUGCAGCCCAUCCCUGGCAGGUCUCAUUUCAGGUCCGUCCCAAGGGCUCUAAAGGAUCAUUCAGCCACAACUGUGGAGGAACCCUUAUUGACUCCUGCUGGGUCCUGACUGCUGCCCACUGCAUUGAUGAGAACGAGGAGGUAAGGGUGGAGAUGGGUGGUGUGAACCUGGAGAAAGAUGAUCCUGCAAAACAGUUUCUUGAGGUGGAGAAAAUCAUUGUUCAUGAGAACUAUACAGAGACUGCUGAAGCCCUGUAUAAUGAUAUAGCCCUGCUGAAAUUGAAGGCAAUAAAUGGACGGUGCGCCAAUGAGACCAGGUCCGUUAGGGCAGCAUGUCUUCCCACCGAUUCAUUCCCUGAUGGAACAAUUUGCACCAUAUCAGGCUAUGGAGCCACUGAGAAAGAGCAUGCCGUCUCUCCUCAGCUGCUGGAUGCCAAAGUUCUCUUAAUCUCUCAGAAGCGUUGCAAGUCUCGUAAUGUCUACGGGAACAGACUGGAUGAUUCUAUGAUGUGUGCUGGAUAUAUGCAGGGAAAGACUGACUCUUGUCAGGGUGACUCUGGUGGACCCCUGGUUUGUCAGAAGGAUGAGACACAUUACAUCUAUGGUGUGGUUAGUUGGGGUGACAGCUGUGGUAAGAAGAACAGGCCCGGUAUCUACGCCCGUGUCACCAAGUUCAUUGACUGGAUCAAUGAAAAGAUGCGUGCAGUUUAGGAUGGCUACUCAAAAGGUUUGAGUUCAAUGAUAGUUAAUAUCAUAACCUAAAAGCUGAAAGAGGUUUUACCUGAUAAAAACAAAAUUCAAUAUGUGUGUAUAUAUCAUUAGGCAGCAGACCAAUUAAAAAUAGUUUUUUGGGGGAUUAGCCCUUUAAUAAUGUCACUUUUGUGAUUCAUGUUCAUAUUAAGGUCAAAAUCAAAUGAAAGUAGUGACUUUUCUUUUCCCUGUCUGAGUGUAAUGGACUGCCAAAAAAAUUGUAGUAUGGGGGGUUGGUUCUAUGCAUCAGUUAUGCAUUGGAUUUUGGUAUAAUUGCUGGGGCAGUUUAUAUGCAGACAUAAUGAUUGAAGCCUUUUUAACCAGCAGACCCAUACCUUUGAUUAAAAAAAUAAAUAUGCAUAGAUAAACUCUUAACAGUAUGAUCUGUAUGCAUUUAGGAAAAACAUAGGGUGAAAUUAACUUCAUACUGACCUUAUUAGCUCAUUACUGAUUUAUUGUGCCUUUUGUUUUAAGACUUGUGUAACAUUUUCAAAGUCAUUAAGUUGUUAAUAAAUCAGUGUUUGUACAGAUAUUAAAAUAAAAAUGUUUAGGAAGUCUUGACUCAUUUACUUUUAGAAUAAAACUUCCGAUUUUAAAGUCUCACCAAAAGCCAUUGAGUGUGAAUCCAUGAAUGACGCCACACCAUACCAAUACUUUGUAUCAACACACAAUUUAUUUCCGAUUAAUGAAGGUUUAAUUUGCUUCAUAACACCAAACAUAAGAGACACUGAAAAAAACAAUUCGGUAUACAUCAAAUCGGCCAUGCUCUGAGAAAGAAAACCUUUAUUCACAUGGAAAUUAUGACCAAGUGAGCAUGUCACAAAUGAUAGAACUCUUCCGGAGAUGUGAAAUAAGCUCAGAUAUCGGCCUUAUAAUAGGUUUUCACAAAAGGACUUGCACAGGAUCUUUCUGCAAAAAGAAUAAAUGCUGCAGCCAAAAUUUAAAGAAAAUCAAAUCAAGGCGUUACACAGGAGCAAUCAGGAGAAUACUGGAAACAGCCAAGCACUCUGCACCGCAACACGCCACCUUAACAGCUAACCAGCAAAACUCAACUGCUACGCAACUGCGCCUAGUGCAUAGAAAAUACACAAGAGAGAAUAUUAGAAUCAUGGUGUGAAAUUUUCCAUUUAAACCAUAACAGCACCUGCUCAGUUAGCAAGCUUUAUGAUGUCACGGUUUUACAUAUGAAGGUUUUUUUUAGUGGCCAAAUUUCAGUCUCUACCCAGUCCUUUAAGGUCAAAGAAAUAUUCACAUCAUCCAAAAUUGUCCAUUAAUAAGUGUUUAUUAAGAACAAAAAAACUGAUUAAAAUGAACUUACUUUAGUCUGGGA